Cheilinus undulatus (humphead wrasse) is the source of this 11312-nucleotide messenger RNA. RefSeq lists its product as uncharacterized. The transcript has 45 exons. The record is from RefSeq and is a predicted model, not a curated record. NCBI's taxonomy places the organism in Eukaryota, Metazoa, Chordata, Actinopteri, Labriformes, Labridae. The coding region runs from base 76 to 10248 and encodes 3390 amino acids. Gene Ontology annotation, molecular function: protein binding; zinc ion binding.
GUAAAGAUGGCUGCCACUGUGCUAUCUGCAGGUACUCUUUUCUCCACAACUUUGGGAUACUAAAGAGAAGCUGUCAUGGAAAAUGAAAGAUGGCAACAGACUCCUGAGCAAGAUGCCCUGGAGCACAUAUUUGCUUGUACAGACAAACACUUUCUGGAAGGAAGGCAUAUUGAUUCCUAUAAAGGGAGAGGAUUAUUCACCAAUAAAUCCAUUGAACCAUCCAUGUUUGUUGUUGAAUACCGAGGGAAGAUAUAUUCCAUCAAAACCACAACACCGAAAAAGGCAUGUGCGGACUCUCUGGUCAAUUAUUUAUAUGAGUUUUCAUGGAAUGGAUCACAGUGGUGUGUUGAUGCUUCAUCAGAAGACCGGACUCUUGGAAGACUUGUGAAUGAUGAUCACAUCAAUCCCAGUUGUGAAAUGAGAAAAAUAGUUUGUAAUGGAACACCACACUUGUGCCUGUUUGCAGUAAGGAAAAUAUCUCCAGGCGAGGAGAUAACUUUCAACUAUGGGAACUUGUCUUACCCGUGGCGCUCAACACUUGAAGACUCGACUGCAGCUUCUGAUUUUGAAAACCCUGUGUCUGAUGAAGAUGAUGAUGCCGAGAGUCGUGUCUGUGACAAUUCUUCCAACUCCAUAAGUCAACUGGACCUCAAUGAUGAUUCUCCUCUAAAAGAUUUAAACGACUCUCGAGAAAUGACGGGGAAUCCAAAGCAGCAACCUGGCGAUACUUCGUGCUCAAAGAGGGAAAUCAAGGAUGCCUUCAGCUCUGAUGGGCCCAGCCCAGUGAGAAGCCACAGAAGCAGAAAGGCUUUACAAAAGUCCAAACAGACUGUUUACGCCACUCAAAACUAUUGUUACUUUUGUGGCAAAGGGGUAUCUAAAUUGGCACGACAUCUUUUAAGGCAUGCUAAGGAAGAUCCCUAUCUGGCUAAAGCUGAUUCUUUACCAAAAAACUCCAAGGAACGACAAAGGAUAUUAACUGAAUUUCGCAACAAGGGGAAUUACAAACAUAAUCAAGAAGUGUUGAAAAAUGACAGUGGGGAGUUAAAAGUGAGUAGACGACUGAAAACUAAGGAUGUCAGUUUGAUUGCGUUCCUGCCCUGUCUAUAUUGUAAAGCUAUGUUUAAACGUGAAGACAUAUGGAGGCAUGUGCGCAGAUGUCCUGCGAAGAAAACAUCAGGCAUUGCGACUGGUGGUAAGACAAAAGUCCUUGGAGAUAUUGCUCUCGCAGAGGCUCCAUUGGCUCAAAAACUCACACCUGUUGUGAGAAAGCUACUUACUGACAUGAAACAAGACAGGAUUGCAUUUGCAGUUCAAAAUGAUUUCCUUCUGAUAAAGCUGGCAGAGCAUCUGUCUGACAAGUAUUCAGGUGAUCCAAGUAAACAGGAACUCAUCAGAGAAAAGCUGCGAGAAAUGGGAAGACUCUUGUUAGCACUGUAUGAAAAGUCAAUAGUCAGCUUCCAAGAAGUAAUCAAACCUUCUAACUUCUACAUAGUCAUCAAGGUUGUAAAGAAAAUCGCUGGCUUUGACGUGAACAAGAAGAGCUACAGAAAACCAAGUGUUGCUCUGAGGUUGGGAAGUUCACUUAGGAAAAUCUGUGCCAUUGCUGCUGAAGUGGAAGACUACAAUGAGCAGAUGAAACGGGAUGCUGAAACAUUUCUGAAUAUGUGUGCAAAAGAAUGGGCUGAGCUUGUCGCCCAACCAGCCCUCGCUUCAUUGAAAGGACAAAAGUUUAACUGCCUAUCGACAAUACCAUUCACACGUGAUGUGCAGCUUCUCUACAGGUACCUGGAAUUUGCAUCAGCAAAUGCAGUUAAAGGGCUUAGGAGAGAAGAAAGCCAGCAGGACUACGCUGCACUUUGCAGAUUGACACUUACACAUGUGUCAGUCUUAAACAAAUGCACCCCAGAGGUUUCAAAAAUGACUCUGAAGGCAUUCCAGGAGAGGGACGACAGCACAAAAGAUCUGUCCAGGCACUUCAUCAAAAUAAAUGUGGAGAGCAAGACUGGCAAGAGCACCCCUGUCUUACUGACCUCUCGCCUUGUCAGUGCAUUAACGCUGCUUGUGAGCAUGAGAAGUUCAUGUGGGGUACACAAAGACAAUCCUUUCUUGUUUGCAAAACCUGACUCUUCUCCAACAAGCCUUUACUAUGGACGGCCCAGCGUCAGGGCUUUUUCAAUUCUGUGUUGUGCAAAGAGCCCAGAGCAUCUCAGGGCAGUGCAUUUUCACAAAUACAUGGCAAGAGUCUUCCAGAUUCUCAGCCUGGAGAAUGAGGAGCUUGCUCACCUUGCUGAACUGCUGGGCCAUGACUUCCAGGCUGACAGGGACUUUUAUAAGUUAACUGCGGGAACUGUGGACCUUGCAAAGAUAGCAAAACUUGUCCAGGCAAUGGAACAGGGCUCUCUGGAAACAAUGAAAGGAAGGUUUCUGCAGGAGUUUGAGAUAGAUGAUGAACUUGCACCAGAGAUUAAUGUUGAAAUCGAUGCUGUUGAAGAGGAUGAUGAAGAAUCAGAUCCUGAGGAGAGGGAGAAGCCAAGAUCUCCAGAUGACCAAAGCACUUUUGGCAAUGAGGACUCCUCACAGUUGUUGUGCUCAGCAGUAGGUUCAAGAGGUGAAGAGCUGAACAAAUCACAAGCAGCAACAUGUGAUGUUGCAUCUUCACCGGCUGAACGAAGGGUUGAAGACUCAGAUGGACUCUCCAGUUCAGCAGAAUCCUGCAGUGACGAUGAGUACAUACCUCAAGGUGACACAGAUAUCAGUGGCAGCGAAGAAGAGCAGGAUGCAUUUAGUGAUGAGAGUUUAACAUGCAGUGACAACCAGCAGAACCUAGAAGAUAAAAAAGACCUAGCCCCUUCUGCAAGGCAGAGCUCUGUGCAGCGAAUGGUCACACGCUCAGGCAUCCAGUGGGAGGAGGACUCUGAUUUCUGCUCAUUUGCAAAGCCCAAAGGGAGACCCAGAAGCAGAAACUAUUGUUACAUUUGUGGGAAAGCUCAAAGUAAGCUUUCCCGACACCUUUUCACCCACAGACACAAGGAGCCGGAGAUAGCUGAAGUGUUUGGGAUGCGUAAAAACUCAGCUGAACGGCAUCAGCGGAUAAAUGAGUUACGAAACAGAGGAAAUCUAAAGCAUAAUGAAGAGGUUCUGAGGACUGGACAAGGAGAACUGAAACUGAAGCGAAAAGAUCCGGUCUUACCCCCGGUUAUGAAAGAAUGCCUAUUUUGUAAAGACAUGUUUACUUGUAAGGAGAUAAAGAAACACAUGCAAAGCUGUCCACAGAAGAAGACCACAAAUUCUCCAUUUUGUAAGAGUCGAGUUUUCACUACAGCUGCUUAUGCAGAGAUAACGGACACCCCUGAAAGCUCAUCUGAAUUUGAUAGCAUGUUAAACUCCAUGAAGAAAGAUGACAUUUCAUCUGCAGUUUUGAAUGAUCCCUUUCUGAUGCUUAUGGCAAGAUAUUUUUGCCUCUUGAACAAAAGAAACACAAAAAAAUCUGGCCACAUUACACACAAGUUGAGGGUGAUAGGGCAGCUUCUGUUGUCGUUGAAGAAAAAGUUGAUACCAAGCUUUGAAGAGGCCAUGAAACCUGAAAACUUCAGCAAAGUUGUUGAUGCUGCCCGAGAGCUUGCCGGCUUCGAUGAAAAGAGCAAGACUUACAACAACCAGACCUUUAGAGUCGUAUUAGGAGAUACACUAAAGACUAUUUCUGUCAUCAGUUACGCCAAGACAAUGAAAGAGAGUAACGAUAAACAGAAGAUUGAUGAAGCGGAGACCUUUGUGAGGCUGUGCAUGGAAGAAUUUAGCGGCAUCUUUAAAUCUAAAACAACAACACCAGCCGUACCGUUCAUACAGGACGUGCAGGCACUCUACCAGCACGUGGAGAAGACAGAAGCCUCUGCACUCGAAAGCAUGACAAAGUAUGCAAGUGCCCCAGUCUACACUGCAUUCUUCAAAGUAAUAGUUGCUCAUCUGUUAGUCUUAAACCAAAAUGUGGAUUUUUCUCAUGUGACACUAAAGUCGUUCCAGGAGAGAGAGGUGGCUGCGCUUCAGGAAGCUGAUGUUACCUUGUCACAAAUUGAGCAGAUUCUUUCAAAGAAAUCACUGAAGAUCAACGUGAUGGACAACCAGGACAAAAAAGUUGUCUUGAUAUUGACGCAUGAACUGUUAGCUGCAUUAGAGCUUCUCGUGAACAAGAGAGAAACAUGUGAAAUCCCUGCUGAUAAUCCCUUCUUAUUUGCUCAACCUAUCACCGCAGGAGGCAGCAAGUUGCGCUUGUUCAAAGGAGGCAUUUGCUUCACUGCGAUUGCUGCACACAGUGGUGCAAAGGACAAAGUGACCCUCAGGUCUGAGCUCUAUCGGAAGCACCUUGCAAGAGUUUUCCAGAUCCUUAGCCUCACAAAUGACGAGCUCGAUCAGCUGGCCAAACUGCUGGGCUGGGAAAUUCAGACAGACAGAGAAUAUUAUCAGAAACCAGAGGCAGCCAGGGACAUUGCUAAAAUCUUAGAGCUGCUAUCGGCCGUGGAGAACAAAGCUCUGGAAAGAUUCGAAGGAAAAUCUUUUGAGGAGAUUGAGAUUGGAGAUGAGUUGGUGGCAUAUGUUGAGCCAGUCCAUGCCAACAAAAAAGAUGCAGGGAAAAACAAAGAGGAAUCAGAAACCUCUUUUCAGAUAAAUGAGGGAUCCUCAUCAAGAAGGAGAGUACCCUGCAGUUUAUCCAGACAUUUUCCCUCAAGGAGACCUGUGCGAGGCCGGGGUAGGGGAAGAGGGAGAGGGAGAGGCAGGAGGGAGGAGAGUGAAGAUGAGGGGUCUGAGCUGAGUGAUGAGAAUACUGAAGAAGUUAUCACAGAGCAUGACGACAGAUCUGAAGGAGGGCCCGUGAGAUGUUCUGUCAGCACACCUCAGAGAACGCCGUCACACAGUAAUGAGGAUGCAACAAACAUGCUUUUUAGUGACGAUGACGGUGAUGACAUGGACAUGGACACCGAUGAGGACAUGCCCAGAUUUAAGGAAAAGGGAGAUGACAACAAAACUGCAUGGUUACCGGAUGUAAAAGACGAGAAGAAGAAAGACAAGGCUGAUACGAAGAAGAAUGACAAAUCAGCAAACACAACAGAAGACAUGGACUCAGGUCCAGAGGACGACAUGGAGGAGGAAGACAGAGAAGAAGAAGCGGAACAGAGUGACAGUAGAAGCUCCUCUCCAGUUGUAAAUAAAGAAAAGAAGAACAAAAUUGCAGCUGCUGUGGCUGGAAUGAAAGAAGUGAAGAUAAUGAUCCCAAAACUGGACAUUGCGAAGUUAAAGGCUCAGAUUCUCCUUCCUCGGUUGUUUGCUGGGAGUACACCUGCUGUGAAUGAUCAGCCGGUCCGUGCUGGAAACAAACAGCCUCAGAAGUCCUUGACAUCAACAGAUGCUGAUAAAAACAAGCCGUCCAAUGAGAAUGAAUUUCAGAUGAUCUGUUCCCACUGUAAGAAGAAGAUGAUGAAGGGCCAAACAGCUUUCCAGAAAAAAGGAUUCGCAGAUGUCUUCUGCUCCAAAGACUGCCUGUUUGAGAUGUUCCCCAUCAACAAACCAUCCACAAUCAAAUCCUGUCAUUAUUGCUCCAAAGGGAUAACUCAGCCUUUGGACCUCAUCAUGGCUGCUGUGGACCUUAAAGGAACUAUGAAGGACUUCUGCAGUACGACAUGCCUCUGCUCUUUUAAAUCCAACACUGAGUCCUCCCAAGGACCGCAGCAAGUCUGCGACAUGUGCAACGCAAUCUGCUCUACCAAAUGUGGGUUGACAUCAAAGGACGUUCUCUACAGGUUCUGCAGCAAACACUGCUUAGAAGAUUUCCGCAGAGAAAACGAAGCAGUGUGUGAGAAGUGCAGCUCUUCCUGCUUCAAACCAUUCAUGCUCAGUCUGGAGGAGGAGGUCGUAAGGCUUUGCAGUCAGCAGUGUCUACACGGCUUCAAAGAGAACAACGAGACACCUCAGAAAUGCACCAUGUGCUGCAUUUCUCGACCAGUGUCAGACAUGGUUACUCACAGCAUUGUCGAGAAGAUCGUGGAGCUCUUCUGCACUCGCACUUGUGUGAGUUCAUACAAGCUGCAACCUGAGAAUAUGCGCAAGUUUCGAGUUAUGAAACUUACUGCCCGUGUGAAGAGGAACAACAGAGACCUGCAGUCUGAUGCUGAGGAUGACAGGACCAUUUCAGACACGGGCAACAUACCGGCAAUCAUCAACUCAGACUCCAGGUUUUGUAACCUCUGUGGACUGGAACUGGCGCGAGGACAGAAAGUUUGCUGGCCCUGUUUUAGAAGGAAUUCUCUCCUGCAGAAGCCAGCAAAACAUCCACAAACUUCCAGCAAAAAAUGCUACAACUGCUCUGAGGUGAUAUCGCGACCUCACAACGUCAUCCUGGCUCCUGUGGAUGAUUCUGGAGCUAUGAAGGAACUAUGCAGCAACAAAUGCCUUGCCUCUGUCAACGCCAAGAAGCCCAAAGCUGCCCCCAAACCACCGACUCCUCCAACACAGUGCAAGAUGUGCAGCAAAACUUGCUAUAGCGGCUCCAGGCUGACUCUCGAUGAUCUCAAACACACCGUCUGCAGCGACGCCUGCUUCACCGUCUACCACAAAAACAACAACUUGUCUGUCGUUACCUGUGAUGUCUGCAGCGCUGCCACCCUCUACAAACGGUUAACAGUGAAGACAGAAGACGGCAGUAAAUCCUUCUGCAGCGACAAAUGUCUGGUCGAGUUCAAAGAGAGCAUUAAAAAUCUUCAGCCGUGCCUGAUGUGCCAGACACUCCAUCAGAUGUCAGACAUGUUGGAAAAUAAAAACCAUGAGGACAUGCUGGACUUCUUCUGCAGCAGCCAGUGCAUGAUGGUGCACAAAGCUCAGACCUUCACAGUGUCAGGAGGAAACACCCCGUUAUGUGAAAAGGAGGAAAUCAAAGAAAUCGAGCUACUACCAAAUUUGGACUUUAUUAAACAAGAGCCUAUCGAGGAGGAGUACAAGCCAAAUAUAUCAGACUCUGUAUUCACAGAAAUCAUCAAGGAUGAGCCCACUGGGACUGAGGAAUUUAAAACUGAAGAAGAUCCAGUUUUAUCCCCAGCAGGAGACCCCAUGUCUGCAGAGCCCACUCUUACACACAUGGAUAUACCGGCAUCCUGCUCCAACUGCAGUAGAGUCCUGAUGGACGGAGAGACGGUUUAUCAGAGGAAGAGCCACACAGAAAUCUUCUGCUCCUCUCUGUGUCUUUUGAAAUUUAACCAAAUGAAACCAGUCAAAAAGACCUGCACCUUCUGCCUUCAGGUGAUCAAACAGUCUGAGAAAGUCAUGCAGGCUCCAGUAGAUGAGGAGGGGACUAUGAAGGAUUUCUGCAGCCAGCCCUGUAUGUCCUCAUUUAACUAUAAGAGAAUGACGAACACCAAAGUGCCCAUCGUUCCUGUAGCUUCACACUCGCAGUGCAACAUGUGCAGCAGAUAUUGCAUCAGUAAACAUGAGAUCAUACUGCAGGACGUCAUCCACAAGAUCUGCAGUGACCGCUGUUUUCUGCGUCUCUGUAAUCUGAAUGACCUGUCAUUGUGUGUGAACUGUCACUCAGACUGCAGCACAUCUCUGAUCUUCAGGAUGGAAGAUGGCAGCAAAAAGCUUUGCAGUGCUGAGUGUCUGUCCCAGUACAAAAAGAAGAUCCAGACUCCGCAGCCAUGUGCCAUGUGCAGCACCACUUUUUUAAUUUCACUCAUGGUUGAAUCAAAAAACAGUGAGGGAGAGCUGGAGCUCUUCUGUAACAGCAGCUGUGUGGUCGGGUCUAAGAUCCUCGCUCUCUCAGGUGCUUCUGUGAAUUGUGACAACUGUGGAAAGUCUGUAGUGCCAUCCUGUCACUUCGCCAUGUCAGAUUCCUCCAUCAGAAACUUUUGUGGUUUAAGCUGUGCCAUGACUUUUAAGGAGUCUCAUAAAGACAAAAACAUCCAUACAAAUCCUGCAGGAGCCUCCGAGCAAACCCAGAGUGAUUUCCUGAAACUUCCAGAGAGACUGCUGUGUGUCCAGUGUCAACACACUAUCAAAACUACACCCAAAGUCAUCCAGUAUGAGGGUAAACUCCAGUUUGCAUGCAAGAUGUCCUGCUCUCAAAAGUUUAUGAGGGGGAACAACAUCCUUGGGAAGUGUGAACAUUGUAAGAAUGAAAAGAUCAUCAGAGACGUCAAGAGAGUAAACAACAAAGACUGCUACUUCUGCAGUGACGGAUGCAAAGUGCUUUUUCAGCGUGAUUUGAAGAAGCAGUGGGGGGAACACUGUGUGUCGUGUGCUUUCUGCCUCUCCAUCUCUAAGGCAGUUAUGAAAAAGCGCUACAGAAACUCAGACAUGGAGUUCUGCUCUUUUGACUGCAACUUGAAGUACGAUCUGCUAUUUAACCAUCUGGCAAAGUGCGACAGCUGUGGGCGUAAAGGUAAACUGACACAGAGUCUUCCUCUGUUGGGAGAGGUCAAAUAUUUCUGCAGCAUGAAGUGUCUCCUACAUUUCUGCAACCAACAGGUUCUGACAUCAAACCCAGCCUCCUCUCCUUCUCAGACUGUCAGCACAGACGAGUCCACCCCGGUCAUCGUUAACGUUAUCUCACUUGCUGAUACCUUGGCUGAACAGAACAGCAUCUCUGCUGGCUCUGCACAGCGUGGUUCAAACACACAGACAUCAUUCUCUGUCCCCGACAUUCAAACAAAGGUUGUUGAACAUGCCAGUGUUCAAACAACUCCUAAGGAGCUGAAGAAUAAGUCUCUGCUCUGCACGCCGUUGGUCCAUAACAAAGGAGUCUCCUGUACGACCCAGACUGUCCACACAGAAGCACAAACAGAAAACAUCAAACCCGUCGUCCUGCCUGUCCCGGUGCCGGUGUACAUUCCUCUGCCUCUGAACAUGUACAGCCAGUUCACACCGCAGCCUCUAGGUCUGCCCUUACCGCUGCCUGUUCCUGUGUUUCUACCCGGGACCACCGACAGCCUCCAUGAAGCCGGGAAAUCUACAAAGGAGGGGAUAAAGCCCACCUCUUCAGAGGGAUGCAUUGACCUGUCUGAGAUGACAAAAGUGCAAAAGGAGUGGAACAAGCAGACAGACAGAGCGGCAACAAAAGAAGGACUAAGAGAUGAAAUUGUCAUUUCACCAGAUCACUCCAGAAUCUGUGCUCUUGAGGUGGACGCAGACCAAGAGGAUCCACAGACAUCUCAAAGCUCUGCAGCGGCUCCUUCAGCAUCACAGCAAACUCAAGAUAGAGUCCACAACAAGAACAAGGGUCGUAAGCUGCAAGAACUUUUUAACACAGAUAAAGUGCAGGCACCUAGAGAAGAGUCAUCUGAAGCCAUGUCUAAAGAGUGUCACGAACUGAGGAGUGAGAGUGGAAGAGACGCCUGGAAGAGAUGGAUACAGUGGAGGACAACACAAACAAACCAGGGAGUGGUUUGUUCUCCUGCUGUGACUCUAAAGGAGGAGAUUCUUCACUGCUCUGCGAUGGAGCUGAGCGAAGGUCUCUGCUGUUUUAUCAGAGAGGUGAAACAACCCGAUGGACAGCCGUACUCACCUGAUUACCUGUUCUACCUGUGUCUCAGCAUACAGCAGUAUCUUUUUAAAAACAGUCGUACGGAGAACAUUUUCAGUGAUUCGAUCCAUAACAACUUCUCAGCUGAGAUCACAAAGAUCCUGAGAGGUUUCAAACCCUCAAUCACAGCCAGCGGUCUUGUCGAUUCCUGUGUGAAGGAGGAGUUUCUGUGGGAGUGUAAACAGUUGGGGGCAUACUCCCCCAUCGUCCUCCUCAACACUCUGCUCUUCUUCUGCUGCAAGUACCUGGGCAUCACCAAGGUGGAGCAGCACCGCCAGCUGUCCUUCGCCCAUGUUUCUCGCCGCACGAAAACCAACCCGGACUGUACUAAAUCCAGACUUCUGCUCUUUUGUCCUCCGACAACCAUUUUCAAAGCAGUAACAGACAAAGAUGGCGUCCCAGCAAAGAAGCGUAAGAGAAACAGAGUCACCGUCAUGAUGGAGAACAAAGAGAAUCCUCUCCGCUGUCCUGUCAGGUUCUACGAGUUCUACCUCUCUAAGUGCUCAGAGUCUAUGAAGAGGCACUCAAACUUGUUUUACCUCCAGCCAGAUCAGAGUUGCGUUCCCAACAGCCCUGUGUGGUUCUCCUCCACCCCUCUGGACGAACACACCAUGGACGCCAUGCUUGUUCGAAUCCUCGCUGUCCGACAGAUGUCAGGGGAGGAUGGAGGAUGUUUGGACUAAAAUCCGGAGAGAAAACAUUGAAAGCUGAAGAUUAAUCAGACCCAGGAAGAGCAGUCAGACAUCCAUAUACUAAACCAUUUAAAUUUUUUAUAGAGAACUCUUUACAUAUUCUAGUGUCAGAAUGCUUGUAAGAAAACAUGUUUAAAUUGGAUAAAAGCUUCAGAGAAAUUCUUUUCAUAAAGAAUCCCAUCAGUUUUUCACAGAAAGAUACAAACGAAACAAAACUUUGUCAUUAUGUAGUCUGUACUUAGAAUAUUGUGAAUUUCUGGUCGAAAUCAAACAAUAAUGUAAUGUGCUUUAAUACCACAGAAACAGAAAUACAAGUGCUCGGCCCAAGGGAUGUGCAGCAUUAUCGGUAUGAUAUCAGCAGAUAUUCGCUUAUAAAGGGAAUUAUCAGUCUCCGUAGAUGUGAAUAUUUCUACUAAUAUUUACAACUGGUAUUUUGGCUAUAAAAAUCAGCUCAUACCAGCUGUGAAUAUUGGCUGUAUGAACAAAUAAGUUAGCUGAGUUUUAGGCUGGACCAACAGACCUACACCAGCCGAAGUCUUUCCUUUAUUCAUCAUCAUUUGUCACACUUUAAAGUCUGUUUAAGGACUGAUGUUUGUUUAUUUGUUCUUCCUCAGCCUUUAAGUUGUUUGUUUUAAGUCCUGAAGUUUUAGGUCUGAACUACAUUUUAAUAUCUCUAUUGGCUUAAAUAAUUUUGUGAAUUUCAGCAUAUCAGAUAUCCACAAAAUUCAAAUAUCAUGCAUCCUCACUAGGCACACAACAUUGUGUAAUUUAUUUUUUAAUCACUGAAAAGUUCAGGCAAACUCCAGCCUAGUGUCUAAAAUGCCAACAUGUUUGCACAGUUUUGACAGUGCUCUCUCUCUCUUUGUUUUUUUAUGGCAGCUUUUGGUAAAAAUAUGACUAAAGAUCUUUAGUUUUGGUAAAUUUUUGAUACUUUAAGCAUGUAAAUAAAAAAUGUUAGAUCAAAAGGUAUGAAAGCAUUUAACAUUCAGAUGAUCCCCUGUUGUUGCUGGUUGUUAACAUGUAAAUAUGUUAAUAAAAUUGUUUUUUUCUCAUUA